Molecule: messenger RNA, 1751 nt
Organism: Cloeon dipterum
Lineage: Eukaryota; Metazoa; Arthropoda; Insecta; Ephemeroptera; Baetidae
Product: protein phosphatase methylesterase 1
Exons: 7
Coding region: 339-1493 (384 amino acids)
Biological process (GO): protein demethylation
Molecular function (GO): protein methylesterase activity
Source: RefSeq, a predicted model, not a curated record
GACAAGAAAAACACGAAAACAAAACAAAGUCAAGGGCAUUGAACUUGACUGUUGACGGGAAAGAAUAGGAACCCCUGCCGGAUUAGUGCGAGUCCAGAGCACCCUAUCUGUUAAAUAAGUGUCACGAAGAUAUACAUACUCAUUUUAAUAAACAAAAAUCUCACAGGAUACAUAAUUGUGAUCGAUUGCAGCUAAGAUUUUUGGUUAGUGAAACAGGCGUCUUAAUUUCCUAUCAAACAAAAUGACUUCUCGAGCUAUUUUUCUGCUCACACAUCAUUUAUAUGUGUAAUUAAGGUGGUCCGAUUGCUGAAGAAGAAGCAACCCUCAAGUGUCGUGUGAUGUCAUCUUUGCAAAAAUCCAUACUUAAAUCCAGGCUACCUCCAACUGGUCUCUCUUAUCCAAACAGAAUGACAAGCCGAAAGUCUCGAGAUUACACUCCCACUACUUGGGACCUGUACUUCAAGGAAAAGCAUUCUGUCGUGGUGUCCGAGACGGACACUUUCUGCGCCUACACGGCUGGCGAGGAGGGCAACCCGAUUUUGUGUCUGCUUCAUGGCGGUGGCUUUUCAGCCCUCACCUGGUCUCUAUUCGCACAAGAAGUGACGGGAAUGGUGCACUGUGAGGUGGUGGCGAUUGACCUGCGCGGGCACGGUGAGACGGUGACCUCGAACGACGACGACCUCUCUGCAGACACCCUAGCGAGGGACGUGGGCAAGGUGGUGGAGCACCUUUUCCGAGACCGCCCGGAGCCUGUCCUACUGAUGGGCCAUUCGAUGGGGGGAGCGGUCGCCGUGCACAUCGCUCACAUGGACCUGAUUGCCAAUCUGGUCGGGGUGGUCGUCAUCGACGUGGUUGAAGGCACGGCCAUGGAGGCCCUCACCUCCAUGCAGAGCUUCCUCAGAGGCAGGCCUUCCACUUUCAACUCUCUUGAACACGCAAUUGAGUGGAGUGUGCGCAGCGGUCAAAUCAGGAAUUGCGAGUCGGCGAAGGUUUCGGUUCCAGGGCAGCUGAAGAGUAUUAAAACAGGCGAGGUUGGCGUCACCAUGAUAAGCCACGAAGCUGGAAGCUCGAACAGCAUCGCUUGUACGGAGAUUUUGGAGGAAGAAAGCGAGGUGGACGGCGAUAAGGAAAAGGCGGCUGAGCAGCCUGAAAUGCCUCCUCCGGGGGAAGAGGAGAAGAACGGAUUCACGUGGCGAAUCGAUUUGCGAAAGACUGAACAACACUGGCCCAGCUGGUUCCAAGGUCUGUCGCAAACUUUCCUCGAACUUCCAGUGGAUAAAAUGCUGCUCUUGGCGGGAAUCGACAGGCUGGACAAGGCUCUCACUGUCGGUCAGAUGCAAGGAAAAUUUCAAAUGCAAGUUCUAUCCCACUGCGGACACACUGUCCAUGAAGACUCUCCGGACAAGGUGGCUUCGAUUAUUUCUAAUUUCUUGGUCCGACACAAACUUGCCGAACCAUGCGAAAAUUUCGAGAGAUCCCUCCCGGCGUGUUAAAAGGACAUGAAUAUAUGGAGAUUCAUCACUUCUAGUUUUUAUCUUUCUCACAAAAUUUGCUCGACGUGUUUAAAAAGCCGUUUUUAGUCAUUAGUUAUUUCAUUAAAUGUGUACCCGAGACUUCUUUGUGUAUCAACUCUGGAAAUCUUAAAAGAUGUUCCCCUUGUAAGUAUGGAGAAGACUGCUAUUAUUGGUCAAAGGCUCACAAAUAAAAGAAUAAUAUGCUUUUGCUAGCUGAUUAUGCUGUAUUUGGUUAAA